Cutaneotrichosporon oleaginosum is the source of this 2093-nucleotide messenger RNA. RefSeq lists its product as uncharacterized. Gene Ontology annotation, cellular component: RNA polymerase III complex. The record is from RefSeq and is a predicted model, not a curated record. Gene Ontology annotation, biological process: transcription by RNA polymerase III. NCBI's taxonomy places the organism in Eukaryota, Fungi, Basidiomycota, Tremellomycetes, Trichosporonales, Trichosporonaceae.
ACUGAGGCUACCGGCUCCAUCCACUCCCUCCCCUCGAUCCUCGACGCGCUCUCGAUCCGCCGCUCACACCGCCUUUGAGCGGGGUCUCUUCCUGCCUGACGGCCAUACUCGCUUGAAACUCGCCCGUCAUGUCGGCUACCCUCUCCAGCGUCGAGCAAAAGGUCUACAAGAAGGUCAUGGCCUCGAAGAAGAAGGCCAUGACCCAGCAGCAGAUCGAGACCGCCAUUCCGGGAUUAUCCAAGAAAGACUGUCAUUCAGCAAUUAACAAGAUUCUCGGAUUGAAACUGUUUACAGCUUCCAAGAGCUCGAAGGGUGGCGAGCUUGUGUUUCAUGGUGUCGCUGUUGAGGAUGCGCGCAAACAGAAUACCCUCACAACUGAACAACAAUAUGUUCUUCAGAUUGUUGACAAGGCGGGCAAUACUGGUAUUUCCAAGCCAAGCAUUGCAAACCAAGUCAACACUGAGAUCAUGGCACGUAUGCAGGUCUUCCGCGCCCUUGAGUCGCUGGAGAAGGUCGGGCUAGUUAAGACGUUCAAGAGCGUCAACGCGCCGACCAUGCCGCUGUACAUUCUCGCGCACCUUAAGCCUCCAGAGGACAUGGCGGGCGGCAUCUGGUUUGACGAGAGCAAAGAGUACGAUUCAGUGUUCGUCGACACCCUCCGUGGCGUCGUUCUCAACUUCAUUCAGCAGAAGACCUUCCCUCAGCGCAAGGCCGACGCAAUUUCCAAGCUGUGCUCCAACCCUAUUUACCCCAUCUCCAAGACUGCCGCCCUUCCUACGCCAGCGACGAUCCUGUUGCACCUGCAGAAGAACAAGGUCACAAGCGCCCCCCUAACGGUGAAGAACGUCAUGGAGAUCUGCCGCGCUCUCGAGCUCGAUGGUCUGAUCGAGGCGAUCAAGCCUAUCGGCGGUGUCAGUGUUGAUCCGAUGUUCGACUCCGACUCGGACGACGAACCGGCAGCCAAGCGCUCUCGCAAGAGCAAACGCGAUGAUGACGACGAUGACAUGGACCCGGAGGAGCGCGCGCGUCGUGAACGGAAGGAUCGAGAAAAGAUGAAGGCCAAGCUCAAGGAGGCCAAGCGCGAGAAACAGCGAAAGGAGCGCGCACGUGAGAGGGAGAAGGAGAGGGAACGUAAACGCAAGGAGAAGGAGAAGGAGAAGAAGCGGAAGGAAAAGGAGCGGGAACGGAAGCGCAAGGCCAAGGAGAAGGAGCGCGCGCGCAAGGAGAAGGAGAAGCGCAAGAAGAAGAGAGCAAUGUCCACGGAUCUGGACGACUCGGACGAGGAGCUGCGCGAGUUGGACGAGCCCAAGUCGCGUCGCAAGAAGCGUAUCCUGUCCGACGAGUCGGAGCUCUCGUCGUCGGACAGCUUGAGUGACUCAGACACGGACAGUGACUCGGACACGGACUCGGACCUGUCAGUCUCGUCUGUUGAUUCUGACGAUCUGGACAAUGGGACGAUAUCCCUCAAGCCUCAGUCUACUGCGGCGGCCAUCAACCUCGCCAACCCCUUCUUCUCCGACACCGGGCGGCAGACACUCAUUGACCUUUCGGAUCAGGCGGUGUUGUACCGUGCGCUGCAGCGGCUCACAAUCUCGCUUGGUCAGACGCAAGCCCCCUGCGGCACGUGCCCGCAGUUCAACUUCUGCGAGGAGGGCGGGCCGGUCAAUGCCGAUUCGUGCGCGUACUACACCGACUGGCUCUCGGGUGCGGGCGGUGGCUGGACGGCGGACGUAAAGGCUGAGAAGGCAAAGAAGGCGGCCGAGGAGGAGCAGGCGCGCCGACGAGCCCUGGCUGAGGCGAACGGUGAGACGUAUGUGGAGGAGCCGAUGACCAACGGCGAGAUGGUGUACGAGGACGUGUACGAGGAUGUGUACGAGGAGGACGGGAAGUUUGACCACAAUGGGGGCAUGGGUGAGGGCGAGGAGGGCUACUACUGAGCUCAACUUGACCCCUUGCACUCGAGACCUUGGAGUCUUCUUCCAACAGGAGAGGAGCGCAGUCUCCCGACCUACCACACUUAGCAUAGAUUGCAUUAUUUGUACCAUUCUAGACCCUCCACGAGGACCAUCUUUGAUGCAUGCGUGCCUCCCAUC